Messenger RNA from Striga asiatica, 3481 nucleotides. Lineage: Eukaryota; Viridiplantae; Streptophyta; Magnoliopsida; Lamiales; Orobanchaceae. The record is from the annotation of a GenBank genome assembly.
CGCUCGUCUUCUCAAAUGAGUUCGAAAAAAAGUAUUCUAGUGAAGUUCAUAGAAUUAAAGUUUGGGGGACCGAGUUAUGUCCAUAAACAGAUGUUGUGAUUUGGACUUUCAAGGUCCUGAUGUCCUGAUUUGGGCUUUCAAUUGUGAGUUCGUUCCUUUUCGUUUAUCUUUUUGAUUUUCCUUUGACCUAGUGCUGACAGCACCACCAUUCAAACAAAACACAUAUCACUGUGAUCGAAAAUCAUCUUCCAAUCCACACCCAAAUCUUCUCAAAUGAGUUCGCCUUCGGGCCUUUUUUUUUGUUUGUUUUUUAUUCAUUUUAGUUUGUUUUGGUGAGAUUAUUAAGUAGUAUCUAUUGGUAUUUAUAAAUUUUAUUUUUGUCAUUUUAUAUUUUAUUGGAUAACCUCGACCGAAAAAUGGAUAAAUUUUCGGUUUGAAACCAAACCGAAUCUUUCGAUUCGGUUUUCGGUUUUGAUACUUAAACCGAAUUUUCGGUCGGUUUGGUUCGGUUUUGACCAAAUGUGCAGCCCCAGCUCGCAGUUCUAGGCGCCGGCGGCGGCGCUUCAUUCAAAAGCCACAAUCACAGCUGAUGUGACAGUACUUUGGCAUUAAUGUCGGAAUUGUCCCUGUUAAUUUUUAUAUUUAGACCAUAAUACCUCCUUUUAUACAAAAAUUACAUGUCAUCCCUUACCUGGCUGCCUAACACCAUUUUACAUGUCAUUCGCCGCUCGACUUCUGCUCUCUGCCGUCGACCUCCACUCUCGUCCCUCAUCGAGAAAACCCCAAAGUUCGAGAGCUUAGGGAAUCAACCUAGGGUUUGCUAUUGUCCUCCACUCUAGGUUUACCUGAUAUUGGUAAAGCGUUGUUUAUAUGGCAUCUGCUUGAAACCUUGCUAGCAGAUUCUCAAUUCUUUCAUUGGUUGAAUAUGAUGCUACUUUCUGCGAGCCUCUAAUUCCAUUUUCUCCUCAGUUUCCCAGUUGUGCCAAUAUUGCCAAUAUGAUGUUACUUUGUGCGAGCCUCUAACUCCAAAAGUUUGGUCUUUGUGUGGUGAUUUUUGAAUUCGGAACUUGAUGUUGUUUUUAUUGCAUGCUGUCGGGUACUUUUUUGGUGUUGAGGCAAACUGACGACAAACUUGGUGUAAUUGUUGAAGAUCCAAAGAAUUAAAUUCCUUGUCUUGAUUGUGUCUUUAGCUGCUGAAAUUGCUUGUGAAAUAUGGAUUUUGUUAUGAUGGUACUGACAUGUAAAAGGAGAGGCUUUUUAGUUGUUUUUGAGCAAAAAGUUUGAUGUCGACGAGCUGAGGACUGAAUUUGAUUUUUUUUUCUUAAAUAUCUUGAAUGGUUAAUUGCUUUGCUGAUGUUGUGCUAUGUGAUAGAAUUCUUUUAGCUUUGUGUAAUUAGUAUAAAUUGCGAGGUUUUGGAUUGAAUACUUCUUUUUACGUUUGCAGGAUAGUUCAAUUUGAUCUUAUUUGUCACACCUCCAAGAGUUUUAUGAUAGUUAAAAAAAACAAAUUCUGAUAAAACAUUCUAGUGAUAUAUGUCUUAUUUUACCCAACCCAAGUUUGGGGGAAAAUUUCCCGAAUGUCUCUUUGUGCCUAAUAAUCUACAUGGCUGUCCAGGUGAAUGAAAACAUGUGGAGUUUUGGGAAAUUAAGGUUGAUUUCUAAGAGCUUUAGCACCCCCUCCUCUAGUCCUUUACGCAUUUGUGUUGUUGGUAGUGGGCCCGCAGGAUUUUAUACUGCCGAGAAGCUUUUGAAGACACAUGAAACGACAGAAGUUGAUAUAAUUGAUCGACUGCCUACGCCAUUUGGACUAAUCCGGUCUGGCGUCGCUCCUGACCAUCCUGAAACCAAGAUAGUCACGAAUCAGUUUACCCGAGUUGCACGUAAUGAACGCUCUUCAUUCUUUGGAAAUGUGUCUCUUGGAUCCUCCAUAACUUUGGCUGAGCUACGUGAGAUGUAUAAUGCAGUGGUGCUCGCAUAUGGCGCUGAAAGUGAUAGAUCUCUUGGCAUUCCUGGGGAGGGUUUGGCUGGUGUAUAUGCUGCCAGAGAGUUUGUUUGGUGGUACAAUGGGCACCCAGACUAUAAAAAUCUUGCCCCAGAUCUGAAAAGCUCAGAUACUGCUGUUAUUCUUGGUCAGGGUAAUGUGGCUCUUGAUGUAGCUCGAAUUCUCUUGCGGCCAACAGCGGAAUUAGCAAAAACAGAUAUAGCAUCUCAUGCAUUGGAUGCUUUAGAAGGGAGCUGUAUAAGGAAAGUUUAUUUGAUUGGAAGACGCGGACCAGUACAAGCAGCCUGUACUGCUAAAGAAUUACGAGAAAUAUUGGGAAUCAAGGAUCUGAGUGUUCACAUCCAACCAGAUGAUUUAGUUACAACACCUGCUGAUGAGGUAGAAAUGAAGAAUAACAGGAUCAGGAGGCGGGUUUACGAAUUGCUCUCGAAGGCAGCAAGCUCGGGGCAUGCACCUGUUCCUGGUCAACACGAACUCCACUUUGUCUUUUUCCGCAAGCCAGAGAGAUUUCUUGAAUCUGAUGAUAAGAAUGGUCAUCAUGGUGGUGUUCGGCUUGAGAAGACUGUUCUAAAAGGUUACCAUUUUGGAACUAGAUCUGAUAUAAUGGGAAAAUGCCUAAUUAUUCUGCUGAUGUUAGCGCUGAAGAGUGUAGGUUACAGAUCAGUACUCAUUGAUGAUUUACCUUUUGAUAACUACAAAGGAAUUGUUCCAAAUCACGGAGGGCGUGUAUUGGUUGAUGCUUCACAAGAUCAUAUGCAAUACGAGACCGGCUUAUAUGUGUGUGGAUGGUUAAAGAGAGGACCAACUGGAAUUAUUGCCACAAACCUUUAUUGUGCCGAGGAAACUCUUGCAUGCAUCUCAGCCGAUAUUGAGAAAGGAUUGUUAAACUCACCAAAGCCCGGGAGAGAAGGACUUAUGCAUUUACUAGACUGUAGGAAUACCAAAGUCGUAACAUUUGAUGGCUGGGAAAAAAUCGAUCUUGAAGAGAAAAGGCGCGGGAGUUUGAAAAAUAAACCUCGAGAAAAGCUUACUACAUGGGAUGAGCUACUCAAAGUUGCCUGUGAAUGAAGGCUGAUUUAUUUUUCUGAAGAAAACAUUUCAAUCCACACGGGUUACGUUAACUUCCAAUCAACAGGUCAGAGACAUUUUUAUUUUUGUCCACAUGGGCGAACUUGGAAUUAUGUUCUUCCUUUUGUUCUUUCGAGUGGAUAUUUGGAAAAUCAAGCAAUGGCAUAUGAAGCUAUGAACAAUGAUUCUUACUAGUUCUUGCAUGGAUCUCAUAGCUCUUCAAGGUAGUCUUAUAGUUAUAAAGAACUGAACUUUUUAUUAAUAUAUAUUGAUGGACAAACCCAGGAGUGCUCUGUUUUUGUUCAAAUUCAUCUUAUUUUAUAUUUUUAAUUUAUUAUUUAAUUUGUCAAGGUUUGCUGCCUUUUGUAAUUAAUAUUUAAUAACCCAUCAAAUCACAUCCUUUACUUUCAC